Messenger RNA from Paraphaeosphaeria sporulosa, 1310 nucleotides. RefSeq lists its product as uncharacterized. The record is from RefSeq and is a predicted model, not a curated record. The coding region runs from base 400 to 1104 and encodes 234 amino acids. The transcript has 2 exons. NCBI's taxonomy places the organism in Eukaryota, Fungi, Ascomycota, Dothideomycetes, Pleosporales, Didymosphaeriaceae.
UACGAAAGCGGUGAUUUGGCUGUCUGCUUCACAUGCGGCACGCAAUUCGACGCGCUGCUCUCCUCCCCACCCCUAAACUGCCCCAUCUGUGACGAUCCGCGCCAAUACGUCCCGCCCAGCGGCCAGCAAUGGUAAGUUGCAAGACCUGCGUCCGCAAGAAAUGUAUUUCAAAGUGAGAGGAAGUUAGGCCAUACCGCCAGCAUUCGUCAAAAGCUUUGGAUGCUGCCAUCCACCCUCCAGCCCAGCGACUCAAGCCCAUGUGACUAGAUAUUGACGAACGGGCCCAGGACCUCCCUCAACAACGAGCGCUCGUCCCAGAAGAAUGAAUUCACAGCCGACCCCCACGACCCCCGCAUCCACUAUAUCACCACCACCCCCACCGCCCCCUCACGCACCACCAUGCCCGCGGGCCUCUCCGAAUCCACCUCGACGACCAAACAGCUCGGCAUAGGCGAGCGCGCCAUCCUCCUGCAAACCUCUUCCGGAAACGUGCUGUGGGACCUAGUAGCCUGGCUAGACGACGCAACGGUGGCGUUCAUCAAGAGCAAAGGGGGACUGCAAGCCAUUGUGAUCAGCCAUCCGCAUUUUUGGACGACACAUUUGGAGUGGGCGCGCGUAUUCGGAUGCCCAGUAUAUCUGCAAGAAGCAGAUCAAGAAUGGAUCCAGCGCAAAGAAGACCCACAAGGUCUCCGCCACUUCAUCUCAGGCGAGACGGAAAUCCUCCCCGGCGUUACCUCCCUCCAAGCCGGUGGUCACUUCCCAGGGUCCUCCUUCCUGCACUGGGACAACAAGCUCUUCAUCGCCGACACGAUGAUGUCCGUCCCUUCUGGUUUCUCUAAGCCUAACGGAUCCAAAUCCAACCCUAAAGCUGCUACUUAUUCCUUCAUGUGGGCCUACCCCAACAUGAUCCCCCUGCCGCCGAGUGAGGUCCUGGGCAUCUGGAGGAGUAUCAAGGGCUGGGACUUUGAGAGUACGUAUGGUGGAUUCAUGGGGCAGAAUGUUGUUGGUAGGAAGAAUUUGAAAAAGGAAGUGCUAGAGAGCGCGCAAAUGUUUUUGAGGAAGGGAGGACAUGAGAAGGCAGAGAUUUUUGAGGAAACGGUUUAGGAAGUUGGGGUUGGAGAUGUGGGUGCUGGGUAUUCUGGAGAGGGCGUUUUGCGGGACAGAGGUGGUGAGGGCGUUGGUGGGAGUUGGUGGGAAUGAGUCGUGUGGCGGAGGAGCGGCCGUAAGCUGACUUGCUAUCAACGUAGUGAGAAUUCCUGUAUGUAAGUUUCAGAACGGCACUAUUCACUUCUUAUCGUAUGAAUGGCAUU